Dermacentor andersoni is the source of this 5903-nucleotide messenger RNA. It is a transcript of the gene Pcf11, whose product is annotated as Pcf11 cleavage and polyadenylation factor subunit. Gene Ontology annotation, molecular function: RNA polymerase II complex binding; mRNA binding. Lineage: Eukaryota; Metazoa; Arthropoda; Arachnida; Ixodida; Ixodidae. The record is from RefSeq and is a predicted model, not a curated record. Gene Ontology annotation, cellular component: cytoplasm; mRNA cleavage factor complex. Gene Ontology annotation, biological process: termination of RNA polymerase II transcription; mRNA 3'-end processing.
UUUAUUUUCAUUCCCAUCAGUGUUGUGUGCGGCGGACAUUCGCGUUCGCCAUUUUGUUCCAGUGAGGAGUAAAUCGCUUUUUAUUACUGCCAUGCAUUGAUUGCGCAGCUUAAGCGACCCUCGUGUCGACAUUGUGUACAGCCGCAUAGUUGUAGUUUGCCUUUUUAAUAUUCAAUUAUGGAAGAAGACGUGUGCGAAGAGUACAAGUCGUCGCUGCUGGAUCUCACAUGCAACAGCAAGCCGCUCAUCAAUAUGCUCACGAUGUUGGCCGAAGAAAACGUCCAGCAAGCUCCAAGGAUAGUGCGAAGCAUCGAAGAGCACUUGCAGAAGGUUCCCAUAGAAAUGAAGCUGCCAGUACUAUACCUAAUUGAUUCCAUUAUGAAGAAUGUUGGAGGUGACUAUCGUGCAUUGUUUACACAAAACAUCGUUUCCAACUUCUGCAACGUUUUUGAAAAGGGGGACGAGCGAAUGCGCAUGCAGCUCUUCAAAUUGCGCCAAACCUGGGUGGACAUUUUCCCAAACAAGAAGCUGUUUGCCCUUGACACUCGAGUGAAGCAGAUGGACCCAGCAUGGCCAGUCAUAGCAAAGGAACCGCAGCAAACAUCGAUACAUGUCAACCCCAAGUUUCUUGAAGCCAAAACGAAAGGACAAGAGCAGGAGACACUGGAACAGCAAGCAGCUAAGCUUGCUAGUUUAAAUGCACUUAACAAAGCAACUACUGAAAAGAUCCUAAAUGUUGGUGUGCCUUCGACAGAAGGGGAACAAGUUCAGAGGUUGCUUCUGCAGAAGCAACAGGAGUUCAUUUUCCUGCAAAGGCAAAAGCUUCAACUUGAGUUGCAAAUGCAGCAACAGCAACUGAGACAAAAGCAAGAAGCUGAGAUAAGACUGGCUCUUCAGACUGGCUUUGAACAACUCCUGAAAAGUCUCAGGCCACCUUCUAAUGCUGCGACAACGCGUGCACCUACGCCUGUUCCAGUUCCAGCCAGUGUGGCUGUGCGUCCACAGAUGCCACGACCGUCGGUGCCUGUUGCAGCACGUGACCCAAGGUUACAGCAGCGCCUUGUGCCAUCAAUCGACACUAACCGACCACCACCUGUUUCAUCAGCAGCAGCAGUACAUUCUGCACAACUAGGGUCUGUCGUUGUUGCUCCAUCUCAGGGUACUGCUUCAAAUACCACAUCCUGCACGCCAGCAACUGUGUCAGUGCAGGCAUCUCCCGAGAAACAUGGAAACAACAGGCUAUCAGCCCGGGAGAAGCACGCAGCCAUCAAGUCUCCGCCCAGAAAGUUCCGCAUUCCAAAGACAAGCGACCGAAAGAAAGAUGAAGAGGAUGCCAGCAAAAACGGUGAAACUGAGCAGUCUUCUCCGACAAAGACGUCGCCAAACAAGUCUCGCAAGAGCACUGAGGACAAGGAUGAACGACAACAGCACAGCAGGACUGGCAGUGUAGGAAAAUCAUCGUCAUCGUCAUCUUCAUCAAGUUCCUCAUCUCAGGGCAGGGGAGGGAAGAAAGCUCGUGGGAAGAAUGGCAAGGGCAAAAGUGAAGAAAAUGUGAGGCCUAAUGGUGAUGUCGAAAUGAUGGAUGUGCUGCCUUCAGGCGAUGUGGACAUGCGUGUUCAGGUGGAAAAGAAACGCGACUCUGGAGACACAACUCAGGAGACUCCACUGCACAAGAGGCAAAGAGGUCAUGCAGAGGAAGGCCUCACAGACUUUGACUAUCGCAAGCUGCCUGAUCGUCCAGGAGGCAUUCCAAAUGCCUCCCAGCGUGGGUGGGCACAGUACAAAGCCAAGCAUCCAGAUGAAUUCAAAAGCCCGCUUCGACCUGCUCGAGAAAAUAUGGACGUCAGGGAUGAGGACCUACGACAAAUGCAGGAUUCUGUGGGAAGGGGUGGCUACCAUGGCCGUGGACCCAUGCAAACAUGUGUGGACCGUUUUGGCAGACCUGUGCUUCGGAAGCUCAUGUCUGACCCAAGGUUUCGCAGCCAUGUGGGCCAGUUGGGCAACAGCGACAUGAGCCUUCAGCAGCAGCAGCAGAUGUAUGAGAUGCUGGCUGACCCCGACAUAUUCCUGCAACAGACUGAAGAGCAAAUGCGGGCAGGACGUCUCAAUCCCGACUUGCAUCGGGAGCUCAAGGCAGAGCUGGAGAAGAUCUCCCAGUUUCGAAAGUCGCAGCCGCAGUCACCCAUCGUGCCUCUUAAUUGGCAAGGGGGACCUCCUGGGCCAGGGUUCCCAGCCUGGAACCAACCUUCGUUUGGGGGCAUGAAUAAAGUUGUCCAAGACCUGCCUCCUUUGUCAGAGCCUGCUCCAGCUGUGGGCACCAUUAGAGUUGACACCAAAAUGCGCAAAGUUCAGUUUGUGGAUGAUGUCGCUGUGGUGCUCAUGGAUGGCAGCGAGACAAGACAGAUCAUGUUUAAGGGACCGUCAAAGCGUGUCUUCAUUGACGACAUGGAACCUGUCAGUUUGCUAUUUGAUGGCAUAGCACAUGAAUUUGUUUCAAAACGGACUGGAAAGAAGCGCACAAUCAAGUUUGGAGCACCACUGCGGGAAAUCUUCCUGGACGGUGUCCCAUAUAGUGCACAGUUCGACAACAGUCCAAUUGCGAUCAAAACAGCCGAUGGUGAGGUGCAUGUGAUCAGGCUAGAACCACCACCUCCAACCGUGGACAUUGAGAAACGACCAUCGGAGCACAUACUCCGCGCCCUCAACCUACAUCCCGAAAAGCUGGCCGAUACCGAUUCGGACUUGCGCACCCUCCCGCCUGAAGUGAAGCCUCCAGCUACCGAGAGUGAAAACAGUAUGGACGUCGAUAUGCGACUGCCUACAGCUGAAGCAGCAAAAGACGUGGACCUCAGGAAACGGGGUGACAUCGAUGAAAGUAGUGCAUCGUGGAAUAGUCCACAACAGGCAGGGGGUGGUUGGGGGCAGUCACGGCCUCAGCAGCCGCCCGAAGGCAGUUUUCAGCAGAGCAAAGAGAGUGGCGGCUGGGUUAGGUAUGGCAGUGCGGCUGAAGAGCGUGCAGCUGCCAGUAAUAACUGGACACAACAGCCGCCCCUCGGUCAGCCACAACAGGAUCCAAAUAUUCGUCAGCCUUGGCCCCCAGGGCCUGGAGAGUGGAACAACUUUGGGAACGAUUUCAUGGCAGGUCGUGGCAUGCCAGGAGUGGGCCCAGGUAGGAGGGGCAAUCAGCCAGGCUUUGGUGGCAAGGAGUACCCCUCUUACUUCAGGGAGGACUUUCCUCAGCCUCCGAUGCAUCCUCAUCACGUCGGGGUUGGUGAAGUUCGACCAGGCUUCCUGCAGCCACAGUUCCCGCCAUGCAGGCCACCUUUUACUGCUGGGGAUCCAGGCCUUCCUCCAAUGGGGACACCUCGACUUGGUGGACCCCCGCCACCCCCUCAGGCCCUUCUUGCAUCGAGCUUAGCUCCUCCUCCUCCACUUGCACCACCCUCCAUGACGGUGACCAGGCCACACCUAGUGGGGCCUGAGACAGCAGCUCGAGGGCAGCCUGUAUUCAUGGUUGCAGCAGGCCAGCCGCAGCCAAUGCAACAACCCCUACAGCCGCCACUUCAGCAGCCAAUGCAGCAACCAAUGCAGCAGCCAAUGCAGCAACCAGUGCAGCAACCCAUGCAGCAGCCAAUGCAGCAGCCAAUGCAGCAGCCAAUGCAGCAGCCAAUGCAGCAGCCAAUGCAGCAACCGGUACAGCAGCCGAUGCAGCAGCCGAUGCAACAGCCGAUGCAACAGCCCCUUCAGCAACCUAUUCAACAAACUCUGACAAAGCCGCCUGCCUUGCAGACGACAGUGCAACCGCCAACUAUGUCACAGAUGCCAGCAGUCACUCUGCCAAGCCCCUUUCCGGCAGUGCAGGUGGAUGGCCACGCGGCCCAGCAGUCGCCAUCACAAGAUCCAACUGCUGCUCCACCGCAACCAUCGGCUUUGGAUGUGAACGUGGGCGAACUCUUCUCCAAGCUGGUUGCUGCAGGCAUCCUCAAGCAAAGUACGGGCAAUGGGAAUGCAGCAGCGAGCCAGUCUGCAGAGCAGUACCAACCAAUGGCAACGGGUGGCCACUUGCAGAAGAAGAAAAGGAGGAGGGCACGAGGAGAGCACGCUAGACAGGAGCCGAAGAAACCUAUCGAAGGCAUCCCGCUGCUCAAUUUCUCCAGGACAGACCAACUGAAGAUCAAGCAUCAGAGUGUGAUCAAUGCCCUGCAUGUGGGCACCCAGUGUGCCUCCUGUGGCCUGCGCUUCACGGAUGAGAAGUGCGAGAAGUAUCGGCAGCACCUGGACUGGCACUUCAGGGCCAAUCGCAGGGACAAGGAUGGCGCCCGAAAGGCCUUCUCCCGCAAGUGGUUCUACGAGGUGGAGGAUUGGAUUCAGUUUGAAGAGAUAGAAGAUCUGGAAGAAAGAGCGAGGAGCUUCUUUGAGCAGCAAGCCACUGUGGAACAGGACCAGAGCAGCAACUCGCCCAUGGCAAUCAAGAGUGUCCCUGCUUCCGGCGAUGAGACUGGCAAUACGUGUGCUGUCUGUGAAGAGGCUUUCCAGCUUUUUUGGGCGGAAGAGGAGGAGCAGUGGCACUUCAGGGAUGCCAUUCGCAUCGAGAAUAAAGUGUACCACCCAGCCUGCUAUGAAGACUUCAAAAGGGCGGCAGAAGCACCUAGUCCUGUCAAAAUGGAGACUGAAGAAGCUCAGCCGGAAGCUGCCUCUCAAGAAGAAGAUAAGGCCAUGGAUGUCGACCCCAGCGCCAAGGAAGAAGCUGCCAGCGAAGCGACGGCUGAUGAGAAGCCCAUCGACCAGAGUGGCUCAGAUGAAAAGCCGCCCGAGGAAAUGGCAGUAGACGAAGCUGCUGCCGUAGCACAGGAGGGUUCUGAGGGUAACGAGGUUACUUGUGAUAAGGGGGGAUUGCCAAUAAAAGAUGACAAUGCUAGUGGCGAUAUGCAGGACGAUCCCGUAGUGGUAGUCGAUAAUCUUGGGGAGUUUGGGGUGUCUCUGAGUGAUGCUGAACAGAACAAUGACGAAGAGGAGCGCCCGCCUGAGACAGUCGAGCCAAAGGUUGUGGUCAAAAGCACUGGGGGCAUUGUGAUGAAAGUGAAAGCAGAGAGCAUUCAGGCACCAAUCUCUCCCGUGUCUCACUCAACGACUGCUGACGUGUCUGACACUGCCGAGGGCGGUGGCAGCAACGAGCCGGCACCUGCACCCGACGAGUCAACAAGUGACGAUGAAGAGUUCCGCCCACCCACUCCUGAUCCACGUUUUCAGUCACUGCCGCCAGUGCAAAGGGGGAAUGAGUUAUCAGGGCUUUGCUGCAUUAUGUGACAGGGUUGCUGCUACUGCCAGGAGCUCAUGUUUCAUUUGGUUGGCCUGAUUGCACACACAUGAGUUCAUCAACAAGUAUGCAGCUCAUUUGUAGGUUUACACUAGUCCCCUUUUUAAUGACUGGGCAGUGCUUUCACUACAGCAUUAACAUAAUCAUGUACAUGAAAGGCCUUUUUUUUAGGUAAGUUCAUAGGUUAUUGAAAAUGAGUACAGAAUGCUGCAUUUAUGUACAGCAAGAAAAUUGUUUUAUUAAGAGCAGCAGUCAUUAACUUUUAUUUCUAAAUUGGCAUAUGCAAGUGAAGAUGCUGUACAUUGAUACUUCUUGGUGUGUAACCCACUAAGGUGUCAAAACUGACUCGGGUAUAGGACAAAUGGAACUUUGUACAGACCCAGACUGCCUUUGUAUAUAGAAUUCUUGUAAAUAAGUAAAAAUUUUUAUUUUCGUGUACAGAAGUGUACAAUAAAAACGAGUCACCUUUCUUCAAUGCUUGUUGGGUUGCCUUCUGUUAACGUUUUCUUUUUUUUUCUACUAUUCGUAUUGGCAAGAUGUGCUGCAUGUAUUACAUAAGCUACUAAUAAAUCGGCGUUGUUUGGGA